Molecule: messenger RNA, 10204 nt
Organism: Talpa occidentalis (Iberian mole)
Lineage: Eukaryota; Metazoa; Chordata; Mammalia; Eulipotyphla; Talpidae
Gene: VWA8
Product: von Willebrand factor A domain containing 8
Exons: 46
Coding region: 60-5831 (1923 amino acids)
Cellular component (GO): cytoplasm
Molecular function (GO): ATP binding; ATP hydrolysis activity
Source: RefSeq, a predicted model, not a curated record
AAGCACAUGAAAGGUUUCCAAGGAGAGUCCCUUUUGUGUAAUGAUGCAAAUUGAGCUGAAUGGCAAGCAUCAUUUCUGAGGUGACAUCUGUGGAUCAAGUCAGAAAAAUCCAAAGGCUGCACAUCAUGGUGAGCCAGAGAAUCAGACAAAACUAUACAGUCAGUCAGAAGAACAGUGGGAAAGAGGAAGCAGCAACACAGAUGAGAGAUGCAGAGAAUGUCCUGAUAACGUUUGAGCUUCUGGUUCCAGUGGUUCCUCCUACAUGUGAUACUAUUAACAUUGGAGAUGUAUCCUACAAGUUGAAAACUCCUAAAAGCCCGGAACUUGUGCCACAGAACUACAUUUCAGAUUCUCUGGCUCAGUCUGUAGUUCAACAUCUAAGAUGGAUUAUGCAGAAGGACCUUUUGGGACAAGAUGUCUUUCUAAUAGGACCUCCUGGGCCCCUUCGAAGAUCAAUUGCUAUGCAGUACCUGGAACUGACCAAACGAGAGGUUGAAUACAUUGCCCUGUCAAGGGACACUACAGAAACAGAUCUUAAACAGCGUCGAGAGAUUCGUGCAGGCACGGCUUUUUAUAUCGAUCAGUGUGCAGUUCGUGCAGCCACAGAAGGCAGAACCCUUGUAUUAGAAGGCUUGGAAAAGGCAGAGAGGAAUGUUCUACCUGUUUUGAACAACCUGCUGGAAAACAGGGAGAUGCAGCUUGAAGAUGGACGUUUCCUGAUGUCUGCUGAGCGUUAUGACAAACUUCUCCAGGAUCAUACCAAAACAGAGUUGGAUGCCUGGAAGAUUGUUCGAGUCAGUGAAAAUUUCCGAGUAAUUGCCUUGGGCUUACCAGUACCUAAGUACUCUGGGAAUCCCUUAGACCCCCCACUUCGUUCUCGAUUUCAAGCCAGAGAUAUUUAUUAUCUACCCUUCAAGGACCAACUUAAACUAUUAUAUUCAGUUGGACCCAAUGUUUCUGCUGAAAAAAUUUCUCAGCUCCUGUCUUUUGCUACCACUCUCUGUUCCCAAGAAUCUUCUACUCUUGGCCUACCAGAUUUUCCUUUGGAUACUUUACCAGCUGCAGUUCAAAUCCUGGAUUAUUUCCCGAUGAUGUCUUUCAAACAUGCAAUCCACUGGCUUUACCCAUACACUCUCUUACUAGGACAUGAAGGGAAGAUGGCUGUGGAAGAUGUUUUAAAACGUUUUGAACUCCAAGAUUCAAGUACCUCAGUGCUUCCUAAGGAGAUUGUGCGAGUGGAGAGGAUGACUGAAAACCGUGUCUCUCAGGCUCUUGUGACUGUCCAGAUUGCAGGAAAAGAGGUCACCAUUAAGGUGCCAGCUGGAACCAGACCAUUAAAUCAGCCUUGUGCAUCCGACUGUUUUAUACAGACGUUAAGCCAUAAGCAACUACUGGCUGAAAUGAUGCAGUCUCACAUGGUUAAGGACAUAUGUUUAAUCGGAGGAAAAGGUUGUGGAAAAACAGUCAUUGCUAAGAACUUUGCAGAUACUUUAGGAUACAACAUAGAACCUAUCAUGCUCUAUCAGGACAUGACAGCACGUGAUUUGCUGCAGCAGAGAUACACUCUUCCUAAUGGAGACACUGCAUGGAGGUCUUCGCCCCUUGUAAAUGCUGCUAUAGAAGGAAAGCUGGUCCUCUUGGAUGGCAUUCACCGGGUCAACGCAGGCACCCUGGCUGUAUUGCAAAGGUUAAUCCAUGAUCGAGAGCUGAGCCUUUAUGAUGGCUCCAGACUGCUAAGAGAAGACAGAUACAUGCGUUUAAAAGAGGAGCUACAAAUGUCUGAUGAGCAACUACAGAAGAGAUCCAUUUUUCCUGUGCACCCCUCCUUCAGAAUCAUUGCCUUGGCAGAGCCCCCAGUUAUAGGAAGCACAACACAACAGUGGCUGGGACCAGAGUUCUUAACCAUGUUCUUUUUCCAUCACAUAAAACCACUUGUGAAAAGUGAAGAAAUCCAAGUAAUUAAAGAAAUGGUUCCAAAUAUACCUCAGGAAGCUUUGGACAAAUUGUUGUCAUUUACACACAGUCUCAGAGAGACACAAGAUCCCACGGCUCAGUCUUUGGCAUCAUCACUUUCGACCAGACAACUAUUGCGGAUCUCUCGUCGACUGUCACAAUACCCCAAUGAAAAUCUUCACAGUGCUGUUAAUAAAGCCUGCCUUUCCAGGUUUUUACCAACCCUUGCAAGGUCAGCCUUAGAAAAAAAUCUGGCAGAUGCUGCAAUAGAAAUAAACACUGAUAAUACUCUGCAAUCAGAUCUAAAGGAUUACAAAUGUGAAGUGGCAUCUGGGUUUCUGAAGAUUGGAUCUGUGAGAGCACCCAUCUAUAAUGCCCAUGAAAAAAUGAAAGUGCCUGAUGUUCUAUUCUAUGACAACGUCCAGCACAUGAUAGUCAUGGAAGAUAUGCUCAAAGACUUUCUUCUUGGAGAGCACCUGUUAUUGGUUGGUAACCAGGGUGUAGGAAAAAACAAGAUUGUCGAUAGAUUCCUUCACCUGCUCAACAGACCCCGAGAAUAUAUCCAACUGCACAGGGACACCACUGUACAAACCCUUACUCUUCAGCCUUCUGUUAAAGAUGGACUUAUUGUGUAUGAAGACUCACCUUUGGUUAAAUCAGUAAAGAUGGGUCAUAUUUUGGUAGUAGAUGAAGCAGACAAGGCCCCAACAAAUGUAACCUGUAUUUUAAAAACUCUAGUAGAAAAUGGAGAAAUGAUUCUUGCAGAUGGGAGACGCAUUAUUGCAAAUUCUGCUAAUGUGAGUGGAAGAGAAAAUGUUAUAGUGAUCCAUCCUGAUUUUAGGAUGAUUGUUCUGGCCAAUAGACCUGGAUUUCCUUUCCUAGGCAAUGAUUUCUUCGGUACCUUAGGUGAUAUUUUUAGCUGCCAUGCAGUUGAUAAUCCUAAACCCCACUCAGAGCUUGAGAUGCUCAGGCAGUAUGGACCAAAUGUGCCAGAGCCCAUCCUUCAGAAGCUUGUAGCUGCCUUUGGAGAGCUGAGAAGUUUAGCAGACCAGGGGAUUAUUAACUAUCCUUAUUCCACCAGGGAAAUUGUCAACAUAGUCAAACAUUUACAGAAAUUUCCCACUGAAGGUCUCUCCACUGUAGUUAGGAAUGUUUUUGACUUUGAUUCCUACAAUGAUGACAUGAAGGAGAUUUUAACUAAUACUUUACACAAAUAUGGGAUACCUAUCGGAGCAAAACCUACCAGUGUGCAGCUGGCGAAGGAGUUGCCUCUGCCUGAGCAGACAUUCAUGGGCUACUGGACAAUUGGCCAGUCAAGAAGUGGAAUGCAAAAACUGUUGUGUCCUGCAGAAACUGAUCACAUAGGCAUAAAGGGUCCAGCACCUAUAAACAUUCAAGAGUAUCCUAUAGAAAGACAUGAAGAAAGAUCCCUAAACUUUACUGAAGAGUGUGCCUCCUGGAAGUUACCACUGGAUGAAAUUAAUUUAAUCUGUGACGUUGCUACAUCACGUGAAAAUGAGGAAAACACCCUCUACGUAGUUACAUGCAAUCCUGUUUCCUUAUACUUUAUGAAUACGACUGUGAAAAAAAGUGGCUACUUUGUGGACCUUUAUGACAUCUUUCCACGAGCAGCCAGUGGAGUCUGGCAUCCAUUUGUGACAGUGGCACCGCUGGGAAAUCCUCUGAAGGGUCAAGUGAUCCUCCACGAGCAGGAGAGCAAUAUCAUCCUAUUGCUAGACACCACCAACCAAACCCUUCGUCGUCUCAUCCUCCCUUCAGAAGAGAUGACAUCCAAGAAACCUUCUGGGUGGAACAGGUUCCAGCAGGAAAUUGAAACUUACAAAAUGUGUAAAGAAUUUUCACACCAAAACUGGCUAGUAUUCUACAAAGAAAAAGGGAACAGCCUGACUGUGCUGGAUGUCCUAGAAGGGCGAACUCACACCAUCUCACUUCCCAUCAACCUCAAGACAGUUUUUCUCGUGGCAGAGGACAAAUGGCUUCUAGUGGAGAACAAAACAAAUCAGAAAUAUCUUUUAACUAAGCCUGCACACAUCGAAUCUGAGGAUAGUGGCAUCUGCCAGUUGUAUUUGUUGAAAGAGGAGCCUCCUAGCACAGGAUUUGGAGUUACACAAGAAGCAGAUUUCAGCAUACCUCAUACAAUUUCAAGUGAUCAACUGUCAUCUGAAAAUCUAAGUUCAGCUGUGGGACAAAAGAUUGCUUCUCCUAACCGAAUUCUCUCAGAUGAGCAAAAUUAUGCUACAAUUGUCAUUGGUUUUCCAGAUCUCAUGUCACCCAGUGAAGUUUAUUCUUGGAAAAGGCCGUCAUCUUUACAUAAAGCAGGAAUCACUGAUACAGUAUUCUAUGGAGGAAAGAAGAAAAAUGGAACUGCAAAACAGAGCAAUUGUGUGACUCUUUUGGAUACUAAUCAGAUAGUCAGGAUUGUGCCUCCAGGAGAAGUUCCUCUAAAAGAUAUCUACCCAAAAGAUGUUACUCCUCCACAAACAGCUGGUUAUAUUGAAGUCACUGAUCUUCAAGUAAAGAAACUCAGAUACAUUCCGAUCCCCAGCUCAGACUCUCUCUCGCCAUAUACCACAUGGCUGUCUACUAUCUCAGACACAGAUGCUCUCCUGGCUAAGUGGGGCACAGGUGGUGUCGUUACUGUUGACAUGGGAGGUCGUGUCAGGCUUUGGGAAACUGGACUGGAACAUCUGCAGCGAUCACUCAUGGAAUGGAGAAGCAUGAUUGGGCAAGACGGUGAAAGAGAUAUUCAGAUAACAAUCGAUAGAGAGAGCGGUGAAGACGUGAGCUCCCCCAAACAUGGGAAGGAAGACCCAGACAACAUGCCACACGUGGGCGGCAACACUUGGGCUGGUGGAACAGGAGGAAGAGACACAGCAGGUCUGGGUGGCAAAGGAGGUCCCUACCGGCUGGAUUUAGGCCACACUGUGUACCAGGUCACAGAGGUUGAGAAAGAUGCUGUUCCUGAGGAGGUGAAGAAAGCUGCUAGAGAGAUGGGCCAGAGAGCAUUUCAACAGAGGCUAAAAGAGAUCCAAAUGAGUGAAUAUGAUGCCGCAAGCUAUGAAAGGUUUUCGGGGGCUGUUCGGCGACAGGUGCACUCCCUUCGUAUCAUUCUGGAUAACUUACAGGCUAAAGGUAAAGAAAGACAAUGGCUAAGACAUCAAGCUACUGGGGACCUAGAUGAUGCCAAGAUCAUUGAUGGGCUGACUGGAGAAAAAGCCAUCUACAAACGUCGGGGAGAUCUGGAGCCACAACUGGGUAGCCCCCAACAGAAGCCCAAGCGCCUGCGCCUGGUGGUGGAUGUGUCUGGCAGCAUGUACCGCUUCAACGGGGUAGAUGGCCGGCUCGAGCGCUCAAUGGAGGCCGUGUGUAUGGUCAUGGAAGCCUUCGAGAACUAUGAGGAUAAGUUCAAGUAUGACAUCGCUGGACACUCUGGAGAUGGCUUCAACAUUGCUCUAGUGCCAAUUAACAAAAUCCCCAAGGACAACAAGCAAAGACUAGAGAUUCUGAAGAUAAUGCAUGCCCAUGCUCAGUUCUGCAUGAGUGGGGACCACACACUAGAGGGGACAGAACAUGCCAUCAAGGACAUUAUCAAAGAAGAAGCUGACGAAUACUUUGUGAUUGUCUUAAGUGACGCGAACCUAUCACGAUAUGGAAUACAUCCUGCCAAGUUUACCCAAAUCCUGACAAGCAACCCUCAAGUAAAUGCUUUUGCCAUUUUCAUUGGCUCUUUAGGUGAUCAAGCAACCAAGCUUCAGAAAACUUUACCAGCUGGUCGGUCUUUUGUCGCCAUGGAUACCAAGGACAUCCCUCAGAUUUUACAACAGAUCUUCACCUCCACCAUGUUGUCCACUAUCUAAGAAAUGCCCUUCAUCACCCUGGUGACCCUGUGAUUUUAAAUAAGCUAGGAAUAAAGAGAACUCUAAAGAAAAGACAUCUAUAAAGUGAACCAUGCAGUGAUGGAAUAAUUCUGGCAUUCCUGGGUCUUCCAACACUUGCUCAGAAUUCAGGAAAGUAGCCAGAGGGAGGUUUGUGCAUGGAAAUCUACAAUUGCUAAUGGGUUACAAAUCACUCAAGAAAAGUUGACCUGCAUUUUAUAAAAGGUCAGGGUUAAAGGAAGAUGAUUUGUGACUUGGUCUGUUUCCAGAAACCUGAGGGGGAAAAGGACACUUGGUUUUUGCCUUAACACAUCCUCUUGGGCACCUAAGAUAACAAAAGUGGCCCCAUCCAGGAGCUUUGAUGCUACAUUCUGACAUCGAGAUACAGGUCUGUGGAAACACACCCAAACAGUUCCUGGUCAAUAAUCAUUUUUAUUUUCUCCUCUACUCUGGGUUGCCCAGCGAGCAAUGAUCUUAUAGUAUUUAGCCCAUUAAAAAGACCUUCUAACAGCAAUAUUUUAUAUAAGGUUUGAUUUUCUCAAUAAUUCCAUUUUCUUGGCCAAAGCCAAAAGGAAUCAAAAGAUCCUUGGAUUGCUUCCUUUCCCACAUGACUUUUUAAAAGACUCUUUAAAUAAUAAAGAGCGAAUGUUCUGUUCUCCAUGCUACCCCAGUAGAAGGAUAAAGGAUGUCUUGCCUGAGUUCCCUGUUUCUUCUGCUGCUUCUCAUCUUGGUAUCCAAAGUUUAAUAUUCAAAAUAACAAAUGCUUGUAAGAAAAAAAUCGGUAACAUUCACAUAAAAUAACUUAAAGCAAGUAAAAAGAAGGCACUGUGUUUGAACUGAACGGUAGAGGUUUCUUUGACUAUAACCAAAAGUGUCCUUUUGAAGGCCUCAAUAUUUUUUUAAAUUGUACCUUAUUCCACCCUCUCUUGGACUGACCUUUAUUUGUCAAUAGGCGCAAUGUCACAGUUUAAAAUCAAACGUUUCAGUAGGAGUCAGCCUCUUCAACCACAUGGUAAAGGCUCACUCACCACUGAUGGCAAGGUCAGAAACACUGGGGCACUUGUGUGCACACGGUCCUAUGAGUUAGAAAUCCAAGUUGUUCAUGAUGUUACCUUUUACCCAGACUUAGUGAAAUUGUACAGAUCCAUUCCAUUUUAAUCAACUAUAAGAAAGCAAAGAUAGCAACAACAGCAGCAGCAGCUAGUAUUUACUGAUUACUAACUAUAAAGCAGGUAUGUUAAGCGAUUUCAUAAACGAUUCCAUUCAGUCUUCACAACAAUACUUGCAAAAAUAGGUAUUUUUGCCACAUUUUACAGUAAAGUGAGAUUCAGAACGUGUCACUUUUCCAAGAUUCCCUGUACUAGACUAUUGACUAACCACCGUACUCAAACAUCUUCACUUUACAAAUAAAUUAAGAAUUAGAAAAUUUCAAGGAAAUGGGCCAUGCAGGCAGGUAGGCCUGGAGUGGGCUGACCCUCUCCUUCUUCUUUGCUCACAAACCUAGUCUUUCCCCUUUCUCCAUUACAGUUUCUCUUCUUGUAGGCUAACCCCAUGCCUUCUUCUCCCGUCAAAAUAAUCAUCUGCACAUAUUAGGACUCUCGAGGGUGGGUGUGGGGACCAAGGAAAUGGGGCCCUGCUAGGGAAGAUGUUUGAGCACUCCCCCCUGGACACAGCAGCCAGCUGAACAAGUGCCCGUCCAGGAACCAGCUUAGCCCCCGUGCGCGCCUCGUGGCCAGAGGCCCAGCCCCUGAAAGGCUUUGGAAGUUGAACCUGAAGAUGAGUAGCAGAAGAGCCUUCUAACAAGUUCCCCGUAUGCAACUACCUGAGUGAGCAGCAGCCAUUUCUUUCACUUGGAAAGAAUGUUCAAGUCAUUUCACUUCCUUUUCCUCACUGGGGAGACAUCCUUUGCAAUUGCUAUUUUGUUUUAAACCAUAACUUCUGGCUUUACUUAAAGAGGAAGAUGAUGAUAAGGGAGGGUGUAGAAAGUGAGAAGAUGAAGAGCUUAUUUUUACUUAUUGCAACGCCUCAGAAGUUUAUGCCUUUAUUAUUAAAUGUACUUAAUUAUAGGCCACUGCAAGCUGUUCCCAGGCCCUUCUUAGGCCAGAACGAUAUAAUAAAUGCAUUGUGUGCCUCAGGGGGGUACUAUUGAAAGGCGUCUAAACCGGCUCCAUAGUGAGCCCCUGUAAUGCUGACAAAGUUCAUUGUUGCCCCUGAGCAGCCAGGAGGAGUGAAAGCCCUGAAUGGGCAGCAGAUGAUGCACACUCCCCCUGGAGUCCUUUGUGCCCCCCAAAAAUGACCUCAUCACACACAGGCAGCUGGAGCAGCACCACAAGAAGGGGAUGGAGGAGGAGCGCUCGAGCCUUCGCUUGCUGGAAUCAAUCAUCCAGUCUUUACACUGCGCCCUUUCCUGUGAACUGUCAGAGGAGGAGAAAUCCAUCACUGCCAGCAAGCACGGCUCUAAACUCCAGGGCUUUGAAAGCCAUUUAGAAAUGGGUUCCCAUAGACAGCCCUGCCAGUGUUCCUGAAAGGCCAGCUCCACCUGGCUUCUUCCUGGGCUGUCACAUCAGUCAAAAUUAAAUUCCUCCGUGAACAAAGCAGAGAGAAAGGGAGUGAGGGAACAAGAGGAGCUGCCUCGUGUGUUGCGUUUCUAUUGGUUUCCAACAGCCAAAAUUGUAAGAGGUGUCCCACCAAGCUCUCAGCCAGUAUCUCCCACCUGGACAAUUUUUCUCAGGAACUGCAUCUCCAGAAUAGUCAAAUGUUCACCAGUAUUUAGUAAAUUGAUCCUAGUUCUUUUCGUCUUCAAUAAAAUGUCCACGUUCAAGACAUUACUCCAACCUGUAACACGUGGCUGCUUUUCUGCCCCAUUCUAGUCAGCAUCACAAAGUUCUCACCUAUUGCCUUUCCUUUACCUUUCUCUAGACUUACUACGGCCAGAAGUACCACAGGUAAUAGAAAGGAAUUCCAGUCUUCCAUCUCACAGUGGAAAGAUUUACAGGCUCUAAGUAGAGUUAGUAAAAAAAAAAAAAAAAAAACAACAACAAACCUCAGACGUGCUCAGCCGUUAACUACCUGUGUGAACUUGGGUCGUCACUUUGGGUCUCACUUGCUUUAACUAUGAAUUAAAGGUGUUGGACAGAAUGCUCUCUGAACACUGCAGUCCCGUGUUUCUAUUUCUCAUACAAUGAAUUGACUUUGUCCCUGUGUGUCUUACAAGAGCCACGUCCUUCCAGCGUAGUAUCUCUUUCUCCGGAACCCACAUCCAUCUCAGCCUCUUGUACAAAGGAUCUUAGCACCUGGAUCAAGUGCCCUAACAAAAUUGCGUUACUCAUUGACUAUGCAUCCUCAAAGUUACAUAAACACUAGAAUUGCACAAAAGGGGCUUUCCCCCGUCGGCUAGACAGAUAUUUCUGUUGGAUAAUAAUUCACGAGAUUUCUGCCCAUUGUCUCUUUGUUCUCUGCUGCUUUAAAAUUCCGUAUCUGCUGAUCUGCACGGUGGGAUCAAAAAGAAUCAGGAAUCGGAAAAGUACUGGGUGCCAGGAGCUGACCUUUGUGCCGAGGCUGAACAAUGCACAAUUGUGCGCAUGGUUCUGUUUUUGUUUUUUUUUUUUUAAUUGUUAAAUCCUGUAAACAAAAUCUCCAGAAGGGGGGAAAUGCUUGCCAAGCUAACCUCUCAAGCUGAAAAUGAUUGGACACUCUUCGAGACUAGGCACUGUCUGGGGUUUUCACCUUCAAACAGAGGCCGCAUCUGUUCUUGCGCAGCCCUGCACGCUGGCUCUGGGGUGCCAGGGCUUUGGAAUUUCCAAAUUGAGUGGUAUUUGGCUGCUAUGUAAAGAAUGACACUUCUUUGAGGUGGUUUGGGAGUCGAGAACGUCAUGUUCUGCUCACAAUCUCAUCAAGGAUCACGUCAACUCUAGGGGCCAUCGUCCACAGCGCGCAGCCCUCCCCUGAGCAGGCCCAGCACCCCGGUUCUCUCCUUGCAGGCUUCAGCACAUGGAGCUGCCGGCUCCUCCCUGAAGGAACAGCACUUGUCAAACAACUGACACCUGCGGUGGCGAGUGUGACCCCAGAGGAGUGUUAGAUAGAAGGAUUUAUUAAAAUUACAUGCAACUCAGAAGUAUUACUAGUGGCAGCUGGAGUUUGACCUGGAAAUGGAAAGAAACAGUGCCUGUAUGAACAUCCCAAAGCAAGUGGGUCUCCUUAUGCAGGCCAGAUGUGAUGAGAAAAAUAAGGAGUCUGCCAAGAGUGCUGAGUGUAAUUGGUCUCAUAGUGCCAUCCAUGAAGCCUUGGUAAUUGAAACUUGAAGAAAAUAGUAUAUUUACUAAGGGCAUUAACAUUGAAUUUAAAAUGUAUUAUAU